This is a messenger RNA of Portunus trituberculatus (swimming crab), 2173 nucleotides long. RefSeq names its product FAD-linked sulfhydryl oxidase ALR-like (gene Alr). The record is from RefSeq and is a predicted model, not a curated record. NCBI's taxonomy places the organism in Eukaryota, Metazoa, Arthropoda, Malacostraca, Decapoda, Portunidae. Gene Ontology annotation, molecular function: flavin-dependent sulfhydryl oxidase activity; flavin adenine dinucleotide binding. The coding region runs from base 248 to 901 and encodes 217 amino acids. The transcript has 4 exons. Gene Ontology annotation, cellular component: mitochondrion.
CAGGUCAGUUCGUGUUCAUUCUGUAUGAUGUAAUAACCCGGCAGUCUGUCUGGGUACUAGGCAUACACGUGAAACACCUUGUUACAGAGAGCAGUUAAGUGGGACAAUCUACUUUUGAAAGAGUGAAUAAGUCGAAAAUACUGAACUUGAAUACAAAUCCUGCAUAGGAAGACCGUGGAAGGACCGAAGCAGGUGACUCUAGUGGUAGAAACUCGGUUGUGGCACUGCGGCCCCUGUCCUUCGAGUCAUGGAGGGGAGACACGCUCCUGCAGACACCGAUCCCAUACCAACCAGCCCUGCUAAGCCCUGCAGGACGUGUGUGGACUUCAGGUCGUGGAUGAAGAGUCAGCGGACCCGUGGGGAGGAGGCAGCCAGGCCGGGUAAGACUAACAGUACCACAGAGGAUGGAACAGCAACAACAACACUAGCAGCAGCAGCAGCAUCCGGCAUCUCAACACAAAGGGGAUCACAGGCAAAUGACACCUCAUCGUCCACUAGUUCCCAAAAGAAUGGUGUACAAGAUGAAGGGCAUCCACCCCUCUGGGGAGAUGCAGCAAAAUAUGGGUGCCCAGCAGACAGUUUGGCCCUGGGACGUGGCACUUGGCGGCUCUUGCACACUAUGGCAGCUUACUACCCUGACCAGCCAUCCUCCCAGCAGCAGCAAGACAUGCGUUCCUUCAUCACACUCUUCUCUAAGUUCUACCCAUGUCCACCGUGUGCAGAGGACUUCAGGGAAUGGCUGAAGACCAACACCCCUAAAGUGGACUCCCGCAGUGGCCUCUCCCAGUGGUUCUGUGAGGCACAUAAUGAGGUCAACAAGAAGCUGCAGAAGCCACUCUUUGACUGCAAACGUAUCAAUGAGCGGUGGCUUGACGGCUGGGCGGACGGCUCGUGUGACUGAGUGGUAGAGAAACGUUGUCUCUGUACACUGGCCAGGGAACUUGUUCGCAUGAAAAGGUUGUUUUUCCAGAAAUGUAUCUUUGGUACAUGAAGAUUUUAUAUAUACAUAUUUUUAAAAUUUUUAAUAUUUUGAGUAGAUACUGUAUAUAAGCUAUAUUUGAUAAACUAUAUAUAUAUAUAUAUAUAUAUAUUUAUAUAUUCAUAUAUAUAUAUAUAUAUAUAUAUAUAUAUAUAUAUAUAUAUAUAUAUAUAUAUAUAUAUAUAUAUAUAUAUAUAUACUCGUAUAUAAGCAGAACAUCCUACAGUAUGACUGUAUUUGAGAACUAACAAAGGAGCAUUACAUGAAGACAGAGUUUCCUUUAUUAUUUACUGAAAGCAUCAUAACCAAACAAGUGAGUGAUUGUGUGCUUGUCAAAUUCUGCAUGUCUUGAAAACUAUUGCAAAUAUGUAUUCUGAGUAAUGGAGUGCAGCUCAGGGAAGUGUUUUCCUUGUGUUUAUGAGAUUUAUAGAGAUUGAAAUAACAGACUUAAAGCAAAACAAAGUUCAGGUGAAGAAUACCAUGAAGUUUGUUUGUUCUGUAUAUGUGAUGCAAUAAUGCAUAUGUUGUUGGGCAGUAAGUGUUGUCUUGAGCUACAUGAUAGCAGUUUACUUGGCCAAACUCACACAUGACUUGACACUGAUAGAUGUUAGAAAUAGUGACAUUGAUAUGAGAAACUCAGGAUUGUAUGAAACUAUAUUAGAGUAGUAUGACUCACUUUUCUUAAGAAAGAAGUUUAAAGGUUUACUGGUAGCUGCAUCUCAUGCAUAAUUGAAUAUGUUUUUUUUUUUUUUUUUUUUUUUUUUCUUGAAAAGUUAUCUUUACAAAACCGGUGUUUCUUCACGUGUUCUGUUCACCAGCUAGUUGCAUACUUUAAUACUUCAUAGGAUUAUUUCUUUCAUCUCUCCUUUAGGUUGCAUCCACACUGUCAAACACUGUUCAUCAGAUAAACAUUGUUACCAGAUAGCAAUAGUUAGAGAAAAGGAGUGUUGGUGACCUCAGAAGUGAGUACCAUGGACUAACAGUCUUUGCCUGUGUUCACAUGUUCAUAAUUCAGAAUUUUGUAUACAGAGUGACAGGAGACAGGCAUAGAACUACAAUAUUGCCAAGAUGAUUCAAGGCUAUCACUUUCUUUGGUGACGGUGUUUGUCCAAUGGAGAUGUUUGCCUGUGUGUGUGUGUGUGUGUGUGUGUGUGUGUGUGUGUGUGUGUGUGUGUGUGUGUGUGUGUGUGUGUG